AUGGAAACUACAGAAAUUGGAAGUCACACAACUUGUGUCAUCACCUCUACCGAAUUCGAUAAAAUAUUUUACCUUGAAACCCCAAAUUUUCGUUUUCAUUGCGACUCUGAAAUCGUAGAAUACGACAAUUCAUCCAUUUUUGUGCAAAAAUUAACUUGGGGAAUCGAAAAUGGUUGCUCCCAUUUUCUGAUGUCAUUGGAUUGCGUUCCACAAUUCCUUGAAUUGUUCAUUAAAACACAUUUUUACUCCGAAGUGAAAUACGAGAAGAAAGUUCUCGUCAUCCUGGGCGACGAUAUUGAAAUUUUGAAUGCUACUGUCAUCGUUCAAGAAAUUCCGUUAACGUUACUGUUGAAAGAACCAGAAUUAAAUGGAAAUUUCGACGAAAGUGCUUCAAUAGAGAUUUUUUCGACAUUUCCUUUUUCGCAAAUGGGAAAAUUACGAAACAAAUUAUUUUUGGUGAACGAAACAUUUUUGAGGGAUGAAAAACUUGUUCCUGAAAUUUUGGAUCUCGAUGGUUAUCCGGUCAAUGCUGGUUUUAUUCAUAUCCCGCCAUUUGCGUCAGGGUACCGGGUGCCUCCAGGUACGGGAAAUGCGCUCACCUACGGCACCAAUGAGCCUUUUUCCACAGAUUUGGGCGGCACUGAAGGAAUUUUGCUGAUGGAAUUUUGUAAAAAGUUCAAUUGCACGCUUUACGUGCAUUUCGACUAUCACGAGACGCUUUGGGGCGAAAUUUAUCCCAAUAUGACGGGACGUGGGGUACUUGCUGACAUCGCUACGAACAAAAUGCAACUGGCAGCUGGCGAUUUUUACGUCGUGCAUAAUCGGAACCCGUACAUGCGGUAUUCGACGAUGAUGCAAUUGUCGACAGUGCCGCAUGCCGUACCCAAACCGAUGCCUCUGCCUUAUUGGUACAUCCCAAUUUUGCCAUUUACGACCGCAGCAUGGCUUUGUUUCCUCGCCUCGUUGUUUGUGGGCGCUUAUGCGUUGCUGGCACUCGAUCGGGCACGCUCCAAAGUUUUCCCGUACUCCGAAAUCCGACAUCAAAGUGGCGUCGACGCAUUUUUGGCAGUUUUGAAAAUUAGCGUAAAUCAAGGCAUCACGAUAAUUUCGAAUGUCAGCUCGAGUCUCAUCAUGUAUGCGACUUUUAUGAUUUACGCGCUCACUUUGGGAAGUUUUUACAUUGGGGGACUCUCCAGUUUGAUGACUGUCAUGCCAACCGAAAGCCCAAUCAACACAAUUGCGAAACUCGUGCAGACCAGUUAUCAUUGGGGCACGACUUCCAACACGUAUCUCUUUCCGAUUCAGCAUUCGACGGACCCGGCUUUCGUUAUUUACGCGAAAAACUUCAAAACUUAUCCCGUGGCGAAGUAUCAUGCGCUCGUGAAGCAAUUCAAGGCAGCUGUUCUCGUCGAAACGAUGCAAGGAGGCACGUUAUGCUACCAAGACUACAUCGAUAAAAACGACUCGAAAUUCCUGAUGAUCAUGAAGGAGCCGCUUUACACGUCAUACACGGCGCCAAUUUCGACAAAAACCUGGCCUUACAUGGAGCAACUCAACCGCAUUGUUUUCAUGCAAGUCGAAAGUGGCAUCGGGACUUAUUGGGAGUACCGGUCUGCCGAGCAAACUGUCGAUGCGGAAAUUCAGAAUAAUUUGAUGGAAAAUUCGAGGAAAGUGGCGAAUCCGGAACCAGUUAAAUUGACAAUUUCGCACAUUUUGGGACCGCUUUUUCUCUUGCUUUUCGGGAUGGUUUUUGGGUUGGUGGCUUUUAUAGCGGAGAAUCUGUGGGGAAAUGACAAAAAAUUAUUAAAAGUGGUUCAGAAGAAAUUUACAGCAGUUUUGAGGGUCGUUCAAGGUGAACUUUGA
Messenger RNA from Culicoides brevitarsis, 1863 nucleotides. RefSeq lists its product as uncharacterized. The transcript has 4 exons. The coding region runs from base 1 to 1863 and encodes 620 amino acids. The record is from RefSeq and is a predicted model, not a curated record. Lineage: Eukaryota; Metazoa; Arthropoda; Insecta; Diptera; Ceratopogonidae.